UGCUGAUUGGUUGGUUGCGCUGUCAGUCACACGGUGGCUGGGGGGAGGUGGUACAGGAGUCUCAGUGUGCGGAGCAGGGCUGGGGCGGCCUGGGCAGCCAGAGCACGAUAACUCGCAGGCACGGGGCCUAGUCCGGAGGAAUGGAGGUAAGAAGUGUCCAGUGUCAGGCUGCAGCAGGCACAGCUUCACCUAUCUGGGAUAAUGUGUAAUAAUGGGGGAUGGACCUGAUUUACUGCUACUCUGCACUAAAACCAUAAUACAUUUACCAUAUACACUGUAAUAACUAUACAAUAUAAUACAUUUACCAUAUACACUGUAAUAACUAUACAAUAUAAUACAUUUACCAUAUACACUGUAAUAACUAUACAAUAUAAUACAUUUACCAUAUACACUGUAAUAACUAUACAAUAUAAUACAUUUACCAUAUACACUGUAAUAACUAUCAAUAUAAUACAUUUAUCAUAUACACUGUAAUAACUAUCAAUAUAAUACAUUUACCAUAUACACUGUAAUUGUAUCAAUAUAAUACAUUUAUCAUAUACACUGUAAUUGUAUCAAUAUAAUACAUUUACCAUAUACACUGUAAUAACUAUAUCAAUAUAAUACAUUUAUCAUAUACACUGUAAUAACUAGACAUAAUACAUUUACCAUAUACACUGCAAUAACUAUAUCAAUACAAUACAUUUAUCAUGUACACUGUAAUAACUGUAUCAAUAUAAUUUAUCAUAUACACUGUAAUAACUAUAUCAAUAUACGGUUAUCAUAUACACUGUAAUAACUAUAUAAACACAAUACAGUUAUAAUAUACACUGUAAUAACUAUACCAACGUAAUGCAUUUAUCAUAUACACUGUAAUAACUAUACAAUAUGAUACAGUUAUCAUAUACACUGUAAUAACUAUACAAUAUGAUACAGUUAUCAUAUACACUGUAAUAACUAUACAAACACAAUAGUUAUAAUAUACACUGUAAUAACUAUAUAAACAUAAUACAUUUAUCAUACACACUGUAAUAACUAUACGAUACAUUUAUCAUAUGAACUUUAAUAACUAUACGAUACAUUUAUCAUAUGCACUGUAAUAACUAUUUAAAUAUAAUGGACCCACUAAGUAACUUGCAGGUAUGGGCACAUUAAUAAUACGGGUAAUAGAUGAUGCUCACAGCCUGGGAUUUACAUGCCUUCAUCUAAUGUAGAUGGGCACAGUGUGCAUCUAAUUGGUUGGUAAUUCAAUAUAAAGAGACAACCGGGGCAUAGUGUGCUUCUAAAUGGUGAGUAGUUCAAUAUAAAGAGACAACCGGGGCAUAGUGUGCUUCUAAAUGGUGGGUAGUUCAAUAUAAAGAGACAGCCUGGGCACAGUGUGCGUUCAAAUGGUAAGUAAUGUUAGGAUUGCACAUAUUAAACGGUAAAGCUCUGCAGAAUACUAAUAUAAUCAUGGAAAUUACAGCCCUUGUUGUCAGCUAUUUUAUUGCGUUUCUUUGAUUGUAGUUUUUUUAGUUAUUGCCUACCUGAUGUUUGUCUGAGUCAUGGUCUUACUGUUGGCUGUUUACAGAUUAUUUAAUUCCCGAAGCAAGGACCUACGAGAAGGACUAGUGCUAAUUUAAUCUCAUGUUAUUGUUACAAUAUUAACAAAUAAUUACCUGAAGGAAACCAUUUUCUUUAUUUUUUUUUAAGUCAUGAUACAUGUGUGUGCUAGAAAGAAUGUAUUAUAUAACCGCUGUAGGGUUGUUGGUGAUAUGGGGUGAAGGAGGUGAGAGAUUUUUGAAGCAUUCAUUCAGUAUGUAUAAAAAAAAAAAGCAUAAUUUUUUGAUAAUCUGGUUCAGGAGUUUGUUACUUUUGUAUAAGCUAAAUGGACUUCAUACACCCUAUAAAAGAAGGUUAAUAUUUCAAUUACUUCAUAAAGAGGGACUGGUGAUAGCCUGCUUACAGGAGACACAUUUUUUUUCUGUACAUAAACCACCAAUUUUUGGCUCAGUUAAAUUUCCUAUUGUAUAUCACACCUUUGCUUCAAAUAAAACUAAAGGCGUUCGCACAUUAUUUCACGCAGACUGGUUGUUUGCAUGUACGAGGGGAGAAUACUAAUUUUAGUGGGUGUACUUAAUGGAAUAGAGGUGACGAUAGCAAAUUUGUAUACUUCUUAUGUUAACCAGAUUAAAUUUUUAAGGAAAGCAUUUGGCAAAAUAGAAAAACUUAAGGUUGGACAGGUAUAUAUUUGUGGGAAUUUUAAUUGUGUUCUCUGUGUACAGUUGGAUGCUAAAGGGGUGAAAAGUCCCAGCUUUAACCAAAUGUCAAUGAGUUCCAAAUUAAGAAACCUUCUUGAGGAAUUUGGGUUCUGUGACACAUGGUGCUCUUUAUAUCCAGGAGAUAUGGAUUAUAUAUUUUAUUCAAAAGUCCAUAGCAGAUACUCGCGUAUUGAUAUUGGCCUCAUUGAUGCUUUAUCUUUGAACAGUUUAAAAAAGGUUCAAAUUACUCCCAUUAUCUGGUCAGACCAUGCUCCAUAUUCUCUACUUUAUAUCCAUUAAGAGGCAGAGGUACAUGGAGAUUGAAUGAGGAAUUGUUGGGAGAUAUAAAGGUUGUAGCACUUAUUCACACUUCCAUUGUUAAUUUUUUUUUCAUUAAAAUCAAUAUGCACAUACCUCUAUUGCUAGUACGUGGAUGGCUCAUAAAGCGGUGAUCUGCGGACUAUUGAUACAAGGGGCGCAACAACAAAAAAGAUAGUAUAAUUUUAAACAGAAUAGACUUAUACAGGAAUUGGCAGCUACAGUGGCUAUACACAAACAAAACCAUAGUAAGAAAGCUCUAGAUCAGCAUUUCCCAAAUUGGUGUUCCGCGGAACCCAACACUAAUUGGGGUUCCACCAAAAGUUUAAAAAAUAAAAUAGCCGCGGACGGCGAGGGAGCAGUGAGCAGAUAACUGCUCCCUUGACGCUCAGCACCCCCACCGGACCCCAGGGACUGCUCACCAGCAGUCCAGCAUCCCCACUGGACUCCAGGGACUCCAUGCUAGCACUCCUAAAGGUAGGGGGUUGGGUGGAUGAAAAAUGUAAAAAAUAUAAAUAAUAAUAAUUGAAUAUGUGUCUGUUAGGGAGUUUGUAUGUGUCUGUCAAAGAGUAUAUGUGUGUUUGUCAGUGAGUGUAUGUGUUUUGUCAGUGAGAAUGUGUGUCAACGUUUGUGUAUCUGAGUAUGUGCGUAUUUGUGAGUCAAGAUGUAUGUAUCUGUGUGCCUGUGUGUGUGUGUGUAUCUGUGUAUAUAUACACACACACACGGGCAUACAAACAUAGAUCCACACACCUUGACACACAGAUACAUACACACACACAGAUACACACUGUGUGUCAAGGUGUGUAUCUGUGUCAGUGUGUGUAUCUGUGUGUCAGAUUCAUACACACUGGCACAUACAAGCACAGAUAUAUACAUCUUGACACACCGGCACAUACAAAAAAAAGCGCAGUUUUUUUAUAUUUUUUAAAAUUAGGGGGGGUCCACGAUGUUGAUACACUAUGUCAAAGGGUUCCACAGGAAAAAUUAAUUGGGAAUCCCUGCUUUAGAUAAACUUAUAAAAAUUAAAAGGGAAUUAGUUAAUGAAGUGGUCUGGGUGCCAGGUCCAGCUAGGGUUAACCCUUUUUUAUUUAUUUAUUUUUUUAUAAACAUAGCGGUUUCAGAGAAACUGCUAUGUUUAUAUUAGGGUUAAUCCAGCCUCCAGUGGCUGUCUCUUGACAGCCGCUAGAGGCGCUUGCGUGCUUCUCACUUUGAUUUUCACAGUGAGAAGACGCUAGCGUCCAUAGGAAAGCAUUGUGAAUGCUUUCCUAUGGACUGGCUGCGCGCGCGGCUCUUGCCGCGCAUGCGCAUUCAGCCGAUGACGCUAUGGAGGAGGAGGAGAGCUCCCCGCCUGGCGCUGGAGAAAGAGGUAAGUUUAACCCCUUCCUCUCCCCAGAGCCUGGCGGGAGGGGGACCCUGAGAGUGGGGGCACCCUCAGGGCACUAUAGUGCCAGGAAAACGAGUAUGUUUCAAUUACAGGUUACAGAGAGGCAAAUGAGGAAAUUAAAACAUACUUAUUACUCACAAGGUAAUAAGGCCGGGAAACUAUUGGCCUUUUAAUUGAAGGGAAAAAAAAAACCUACAGUCUAAGAUUCAAUACUUGGAAAGAUUAGAUGGCACUAGAGUAGGUAACCCGAUACAAAUGCUUGAGGAAUGUGCAGUUUUCUAUGAACAACUGUAUAAUUUAGAACAAAAUAAAGAGGUGAUACAACCCACACAGCAAACCAUAGAUCAAUUCUUGCAAACUAUAAAUUUGCCCCAGAUACACUCAACAGAGGCAAAGGCGUUAGAUAUCCCGUUUUCAGAACAGGAGGUUCAAAUGGCAUUACUUAAUACUCCAAGACACAAAGCUCCGGGACCUGAUGGAUUCUCCUCAUUUUAUAUUAAGUUUAGGGAAUUACUUGGGAAUUACCCAAACCCGGUAAACUUCUAACUAGCUGCCCAAACCUUUGCCCAAUAUCUUUGCUUAAUGCAGUUACAAAAUGAUAUGCCAAAGUUAUGGCCCAAAGAAUAAAUCCCUAAUUAUCUAGGCUUGUAUCAACAGGUAGAGGACAACACUAGAAGAUUUUUAGACUUAAUAGAAAUUAUAAAAAGAGAGGAGAAAUAAGGACUCAUAUUAGCCCUUGAUGCUGAGAAGGCCUUUGACCGCCUACACUGGUGAUACAUGGCUUCGGUACUGGGAAAACUUCAGAAUACCUGCUAGACUUAGAAAGGGGAUACUGUCAUUCUAUUCAGCUCCAACAGUGAAAAUAUUACUCACAGGGUUUACAUCACAGAAGUUCUCUAUAACAAAUGGGUCAAGGCAGGGAUGUCCCCUUUCGCCAUUGAUUUUCAUUUUAGCCUUGGAACCAUUCAUCAAAUAUGUAAAACAACAUCAGGCAAUAAAAGGCAUUGAAACACAAACUGGUCCCCAAAAAAUUGCUCUCUUUGCGGGCAAUGUCCUUCUCCUAGUUACCCAGCCAUUAGUUCACUCCCAGCAAUAUUGGAACUACUUAACCAAUAUGGGGAAGUUUCCUUCCAUAAAAAUAACGUUGUCAAGACUCAGGUUUUGCCAAUACAAUUACCAAGUAAAAUCAAGGAACAUUUAACUGCAGCAUAUCCAUUUGAAUGGAGAAAGGAUACACUUACAUACUUCAGUAUUCAACUGGCGACUUCCAAACAAAAAAUGGUGGGGACUAAUUUAGGUAGUUUAUUAAUUGGUUUACAUAAAACUGUACAACAAUGGAAGAGGAGGGGAACUUCUUGGUUAGGCCGCAUAAACUCGGUGAAGAUGAAUUUAUUACCUAAAAUUUUGUUUCUAUUCCGUACAAUACCCAUAUUAAUUUCCAAAAUAAUUUUAAAUAGAUUUCAGAAACUAAUUCCCACAUAUUGGGGGAAAAAAAACACCAAGGGUUUCAUUAUCAUCAAUGUGUUAUGGGGUGAUUAAGGGAGGACUUGGAGUAUAUAAUCCCUUUAAAUUGUAUUGAGACAUGUAUUUCAUUCAUGAAAAGCAUGAGAUAAAUAAUUCUAAGUCUCAGAAUAGUUGUUUUUAAUGAUUCGGUCAUGUAUUUUAUAUUAUACUAUUUUUUUUUCCUUCAAUAAUGGUGCAAACAUUCACACUUCAUGCUUCUGUGGUACAAACUCUUUUCUAGAAAGCCUUGGGAGAUCUUGUGAAAUCACUUGGGAUAAGAUUUUGUACAACUCAGGGUCACCGUUACAGUAUGUCUCCUAUGACUUACAAAAAGAAAGUCCAUCCCCUCACUGAAUAAGUCACUGUAUUUGUAAUGGGUUGACUGGAGCCAUGUACUAAGUGUUUAUUGAACCAUAAAUUAAUUAAAACAACUUAAGUGAUUUCUGAUUCCUGACAUGGCCGUUUUAAUGUAAAGAUCCAAAUGCAGCUUAGCAUUUUCUAUUUUACGUUAUUGAUCACAGGAAUGGCGUAUAAUCCAUUUUACAAUACAGAUUUGAAUGUGAAAUCCUGAGAUGACAUUUAGCUCUGCUUUCAAUUUCUGUGAAGUGCUCUUAACAGAGGGGCACAGUGAGUGACUAGCCAAUAUUUUGACCUUUUAUUAUCAGUAGAAUGUAUAAAGGUUCUGGAAUAGGGCCUAACACAUUCAAAUGGUACAUUAAAAGGAAGACCUGGGAUCAUUUUUUUUUUUUUUUUUGGCGCACUUGGACAAAGUAGUUAAAACAAAUAAAUAAAUGUCACUAGAUUUUCAAAAUUAUUUUCCAAAGUCCUUAAAAUCCUACCUGCAAGUUACGCAGCCAAACACUAAAGUGUUCCUUUAAACCGGUAAAGAGGGGAGGGGGACGCUGCACCCUGACCAUUUCAUAGUGUCCCUUUUAACAGUGCAAAUCUAGCACUGUAGCUUCACUGUGUAAAACUACCUGCAGCUACAGGCAGACUCCCUAACUGGGAACAGACACUUAGGGCAGGAAUGUCACAUUCCCUUUUAUUCGUAUCCCAUAAACCAACAGUGAUUUAUGUGAUAAGUAGUGGACAGAGUGAAGUUUCAUUCAUCCCACGAGAUAUGCAAAUAGAAGCCAUACAAUAUACACACCGUCUGGUUUACUCUACAGCAAUUUAUGUUUUUACACGUGGGUCUCUUAUCCCUUUCUCUAUAGUUGAUCAGAACUGCAAAGAUUUGUUAAAAAGUUCCUAGCUAUCAUACUGCCACUCUUCCUUCUGAUCUCAAAAAAAGGAAUCUACACUUCCUCCCUAUAAAAACCUCUUAUGGCAAUAAUUUUAAAUGUGACAUUUUCAAUCCAUUACAAAUCAGAUUUCUGUAUGUAGAUAGAACCUACUUAACUAAUAUAAUGAACAAUGUUAAAGGUAGUUUUUAAAAUACAUAUUUUUUUAUGUUCGUGUUCAUAUAUGCACACAACUAAAUACUUCAGAUAUACAUAACAUUUUUAAUAUUUAUCAAUCCCAAAAUUGGUAAAUAUUUACCAUGAGUAGAUUCAUGUGGCUUACUGCUGAAGUUGUAUCUCCUUGGUGGGACGUAGGUGCAGUUUUAUUUUGCAAAAAUGAAUUGUGUGGCAAAUUCUGCAUUAUUCAUUGACUAUUGUGCUUGUUGACUCUGCCAGGACAUAUCUGCUUUAUCACACUGGAGAUGUAAAUUAAUGGGGAGGAGUAGUCAAGCUAAUCCAAUUUAGAUGGAUGCCCCCCAGAGGGCCAAGGAUUUUAAAAUGGGACGUAUCUACUUUAACCUUCUUUCUGACACAGAUAAUGUGGAGGCAGAAAGUGGCCCUAUCAGUAAGAACUGCUCUCUGUAGGAAGAGUAUUACAUUAUUAUGGUAAUGCUAUUUCUGAACUGACUGCAAUCCUCUGUCCUAAUGUGUUUUAUACCCCACCUCCUAUAGACUGUAAGCUUGUUUGAGCAGGGCCCUCUUCAAGCCAUCAUUUCUGUAAGUUUUCUUGUAAUUGUCCUAUUUAUAGUUAAAUCCCACCUCUAAUAAUAUUGUAACACGCUACGGAAUCUGUUGGCGCUAUAUAAAUGGCAAUAAUAAUAAUAAUAAUACAUGUAACAGUAUGUUUUAAUGCCUAUCUACUAGUAGUGAUGUGUGUUAUCACAGUAUUCAUCUUGGAGUGGAAAAAAGUAUUGUCCACAUAAAACUUCAAUUUAUUUAUUUGCAUACAUUUUUUAUUCUAAUGCCUAUGAAAUGCAUGUGCUUUUGUUUAUAUAAAAUAAAUGGAGCAAAUAUAACCACAAUGAAAGGACAAACUUAGCGUGCAGACUUAAGAAUAACAUGUUAAAAAAUGUUCCCUGAUCCUACUAUUUACAUCAACCAUACCACCAGAAAAGAAGAGACUCUGGUUUUUGGAAAGUUUCAGCAGCCACAUACUAAAAUUACAAGUACUUAUAUUCCACAUACCCCCUAUGUUAAAAAUGCUUACCUAGCAUGUAUAUUUUGUAUGGAAUUAUUAUUAUUAUUAUUAUUAUUAUUAUUAUUAUUAUUAUUAUAUAUUUUUGAGAACUUCACUCUAGUUCAUCACUAUACUGGGAAUUGUGGAGAAUUAGCAAUUGAUUUACAAAUGUUGACAAAUGUUUCCCUGUUUGCUUUGGCCUAAAAUUUGCAAUUCAUUAUUGUUCUAAUCACAGUUAAGUGAUUAGCCCUUUGUGUCAAUAUUUCUUCCUUGUGUGUUUUUAUACAUAUUUAUGCCUUUUGUACUGGGUAAAUAAGUAAAUAAAAACAUAGAGCUACAAGAUUCUUUUGUUUCAUCAGUAUGCGUUUGAAAAGUUUUUUUUAAAUGUUUUCCUUUUUUUCUUCUUUCUUCUUAGGUGGAAGGUCUCUUUACCUACGCUAACCAGACUUUAGUACCACUGCUGCUCUAUCAACUGUCCCCAUAGUUUUAAUGCUUGAGAGUUGCAAUGGAAGCUGGCCAAGAGUGCCAAGGAGAAACUGCUGGCACAAAGCUAGCGUCUGUCAUUUGUGAAAAAGCAGAUUGUAUUCGCUAUGAUGCAGACUCCGAAAAAGUUGAAACAUCUCUUGGGCAGUCUGGAAUGUUUCUGGACCAACAAACUUCAGCUAAGCAAAAGAAGUCUCCUUUUAAAUUCUUUGGAGGCAGAAAGAGCAUUUGUACUUUGCCGAGCUUUUUUGGGGGAAAACACAAAGGCCUGAGCAAAGGAAGCUCCAAAAAAGGAUUAAGCAAAAGCAAAACCCAUGAUGGCUUCAGUGAUGUACCUAGAGAAGAUGGGAAGAAAGAGAGUUCUUUUCAAAGGUUCCACAUGCAUGAACAUACAAAGUUUACAAAUACUUUGCCAAGCUCUCAGAGUGCAGAUUCUGGUAUUACUUCCCCAGUUAAGCUUGAUUUUAACUUUCAUGAUUCAUCCCCCUUAGGCAGCACAGAAUGCUUUGAUAAGAAGCUAAAUAGUGAGAAAUCUCUGUCCUUUCCCAGACCAAAAAAGGGCUUAAAGGGUUUAUUUAGUAGCAUUCGUCGUCAUAAGAAAAACAAAGCCAUAGAUUCUGAGAAAAGUGAGAUUUCUAACAAUAUCCCCCCUUCUAUCAUCUUGGAAAAAGUGACCAUCAAAUACACAAAUGAGGAUAGUGCCAGUGAUAAACAUAAUGAGGGCUCUGUUGACCCUGUACCUUCAGAGAAUUACCUUGAUGCUAUCCAUGAAAAAGAAUUAACAGUUGAAUGUUCUGAGAACUUCUCAGAUGUGCCUCAACCCACAGAUUUACCUUCGGAAGCUAAUCUAGAUGCAACGGUAGACCAAAAAAGUUCAUUUGAGUUGAAAACCAAUUCUGCAGUUUGUGCAAGUCCUGAGGAGGUGUUCCUAGAGGUACUAAAUACCGAUCACACAACCAGAGAUUCUCUAUCAGGUGGUGAUCAAAUUAGCCUCAUGCUGGAAGAUGUUUCUUCACUCAAAAGUUUUGACUCUCUUACUGGCUGUGGUGAUAUAAUUGCAGAUCAAGAAAUUGACCACAUGAGUGACAACACAAUCACGUUGGAGCGAAACCGGGAAAUAACAAAGAGAAGUUCUUGCCUCGUGACCUACCAGGGUGGCGGGGAAGAGAUGGCAACACCAGAUGACAUGGAAGAAGAGUAUCUCCAACAACUUUUGGAGGAUUCCACUGGCGCAGAAGCAAACUAUGAACUGAACCAAGAAAAGGAAAAUGAAGGGAAUUCUAAAAGCUUUAAUCCCCUUGAGGCUAGUGAGUUUCCUUUGAAUGUUAAAGAUCCAUUUGAUAGAGCACUUAUGUGCAACACAGAGUUGUUGACCCCACAGAGUGAUCAGCAAGAGUCUGCCCCAAAUAGUGAUGAAGGCUACUAUGAUUCUACGACACCUGGUCCCGAAGACGAUUCUGGGGAAGGCUUCAUUCAGAAGGAGCGGCUACCCAGGGAUAGCUACAGUGGAGAUGCACUCUAUGAGUUUUAUGAGCCUGAUGACAAUCUAAUGAGUCCUGCACCAGGUGGUGAGUCUUUAUAUGAAAGUAAAACAUCAUGUUCUGAAAUUUUUGAUCAGUUUUUUGGUUUUGGUAUUCCUGCAGACAGUGGCUCAAUUCAGAAGGCAGAACGUAAAAGGGGUGCAACAGAGACAGAAGAAGAGAGACUUGCAGUGAUUCAAAAACAGCUUCUCUUUUGGGAACGACAAAGAGAGGCAGCACUAAAAGAGAUGGAAGGUCCAGUUGCUGAUCUGUUUUGCAAAGAAAAGCUGAAUAUUGAAUGUGAAAACAGAACUGCUAAUUUAGUGGACAGGAAUAUGAGUUGCCUUGGUAGCAAUCUAGCAUUGUUGCAAAAUACAAACAAAGAUGCAAUCGGCAAAGGAAUUCAAAAUGUACAGACUGAUCAUCAAAGCUGGACAGACUUCCAAGAGAAUUCUUUUACACACACUAAAUCCCAGGAAUGUUAUAGUCAACAUUUAGAGGGUAACUGCCUUAUCGAGGAUGAUGCUGGUUUUGAGUUGAAUGUUGAUAGCCUUGAAGCUCAAGAUCAGGAUGAUACCAGAAUAUCAAGUUCUGAUAACUUUACAAAUUUUAAGAUUCCCUCUAUGCACCAUGUCCAGAAUGUAUUUGAUACUGUAUACAAUACACAAAAUGAAUGUGAGGAUGCUGCAGAAUUCAACAAUUCGGAGUUCAACAAUGGAAUGUUAUUUUCUAGUAUAUCUGAACGCUUGGGAAGAACUGGCUCUAGCUCCUCGUUCCAUCACAAUCUCGAUUCUCUUCCGACCAUGGUUACUUUUGACAUUGUUGAUGUUGAAAAUGAAGGCGAAUGUGAACAGCAAAUAGAUUUGAGUCCAGAUGAAGAGGACGAUACAUCAUUUGAGACUUUUGAUCACAGUUAUGUUCAGGAAUCUUUAGCAGAUUGUGAAGAACAGUUGUUUCAAGUGGAUUCCCAUCUUCCUUUCCACAGCUACAACUGGGGAGUAGCUAGUCUUCCCCGUCACCUUGACCACUAUAAGUUGAUUCCCUCAAUGCCUGUGCCGCUUUCGCUUAACCGAAGAAGCAAGUCUCUUGACACAGAAAAUAUGGAGCUUGAACUUGGGGGUCUCCAUUUGUCUAGAGCUGGCCUCCCAUCCAACGAUCACUCAGCCAAUUGGGAAGAUGGUCCUAAUCAUUGGAGUUAUGGAGAUGCAUGUUCCCAGGGAGGUGAGGGUGCAUGGGAUGAGCGUAAUUGUCUGACACAGGACAUUCAGACUGCUGGGAAUUUUGAAAGGUGUACUUCAGAUGUACUUUCAAAGCAGGGUUAUAGCAGAAAUUCUAAAAACCCAAGCUUAAGUAAAAAGGUGUCACAACGUAUCAAACCAAUUACAAGAAUAACCAACACUACUUUACAAUGUAACACUAAGCUAUCCCAAGAGGUAUCCAACUCUAACCACUAUUAUGGAGAGAACACUACAAAGAAACUUGCUCUUGUGUUGCCUUUGGAAGAGAAAAGGGACUUGGCUCUAUACCCAUCUUUCUGUGAUCCUGCUGUACCAAUAAAGCAAUCAAAAAACAAACCUGUGGGCAUCACGCAAGCAAUGCCUCAGCAACACAAGAAUGCAGGGGGCUCUCUUAUACCUACAGGAGAUUAUAAAGAGCAGUUUGUACCCACCAAGAAAGGGACAGUUGUACAGAGAGCUACUGCUUCUGAUGAUUGGAGUAAUCAUCUUAGUGAAUGUACUAACAGCUAGUGUUUUGUGAAAUUUUUAUAUUUGCAUUUAUUUUAAGUAGGGAGACAAAAAUAUAUAUUCCAUGUCAAGUGUCCUAAUUUUGGACGCAAACCAAAAGAAACUGCUGAGCUGGGAGGGAACAAGUCUGUUCUGCUAUUGCAAUAAAUAUUUGUUACUAUUUAUUUUGCCAUAGCCUACUUGGUGAACAAAAGAUUGCUAACCUGUUUAUUUUAUGUUGUCUAUGGCUCUUUGGUUUCAUACUGUUAGAUCUACCUUCAAACACUAUGGACAAAGUCAUAUCAUCUGAUGGUGUGGGUUCUUUUUAAAGAAACACUUUAUAUUUUUAAAAUCUAUGGUGGUGUUGGGUAAUGGCAUUUUAAUUCAGCAGAGGAUUAUUUUAUGGGGUUAUUGAUCUGGCAUCAUUAUUGUAUUGAUAUUGACAUAGACAGCAUUUUAUGAAUGUAAAAGCAGACUAUGUGAGCCUGUGAUAUUUUGCCCCAUUGAUAUUUUACUAAGGGUGAAAGCUGUUUUGGUGUUGCCGUUUCCCACACUGACAAAGAGACUACAGGAUGGUAGAGUUCAAAAUAAAGAUCGGUCAUCUACAAACUAAAGGAUGCCAAGUCUGCUGCCUGUACAAAACCUUUUCUCCUAAAUUAAUUAGAACACUAGACCAGUUUCCCAAAACAAAAUGUUUUGUAAAACAUACAUCUCAUUUAUACUUCUGUUAAUAUUUUGGGAAGCACAAUGUAAGUAGGACCUGUCUUGCCACACAGGAGCGUGCUGCUUAAUGGUUAAACUUUUAUUAGCAUUUUAAGUUUUUUAAGGUAAAACUGUAAUGCAUUUAUACACUACUUUUUUAUAUUAACCUCCUAGAAGUAAUCGAAGCGUUUGUUACAAAUGUUAGUCUUACGUUUAAACAGAUAUUCUGUGUUCCAUCUACAUUGCAGAUAACCAGACUCCUUUUUCUCCCGGUUUCAGCUUGCUGUGUGAAGCUUGCUGUAAACUUUCUAAAUUUGCAUGGGCACCAUGAAAUAUUAUCCUAAAAUGUAUGUAGUAGGUAAGGAAGGUGAAGGCUGGUGUUAUACGUCAUACCUGAAUAGUACAUAUUUUUGUUUCAGUAAACGAUUGCAGUUUGUUUGAUUUAACCUCUGUUAUAAAUAUAUUACAGUUUUCCUUUAAAUAUUUGGUGACCAAAGAUGUUCUAAACCAUCAUCUCUUUUGAACUUUUUUUUGAAAAUUAUUUUUACAUAAGAGGGCAGCAGUUCUACAGAUUCCUGUUAAUGCUGAAAAUGGUGUAUUGAUGGACUAACAAUUUAUGUAAUGUCAUUGGUGAUUGAAGACAAAGUACAGAGUUUCUGAUUUUGAUAUUUUACAAUGUAUUAAUGCAGUUGCACACUAUUGAUAUAUAUGAUUUUGUUGAAAUCUUCAUAUAUUGCUUCACUUUAUGCAAAUUGGUUUACUGUCUUAUGAUUCCUUCUGCUUCAGAUAGGAAAAGUCUAGAUCGGAAAUGAAGUAAAGUCUUGUAGAUCCACUCAAAUUAAUUUAUCUUGCCUUUCAGCUCAUGUAUUACACCUUUUUAAACUGAGAUUGUAAAAGGACAUUAUAGGCACCAAAACCACUGCAUUGGUGGUUCUGUUAAAUAUAGCAUGUUGCUGCAGGCUAAGCAGUAGAAAUGUUGCCUUUUUCUGAGAAACGGUGGUGUUUUCAUUAGUGCCUAUGGCUGCCAGUAGAGGUAUUUCCUGGACCAAUGUUCAGCUUUACAUAGAACUGUAUUGAUUCAAUACAUCUCUGAUGAGAUACUGAUUAGCACUGAUGCAUUAGCCUUACAAUGCCCUAUGUGGUACCACGCGACUAAUACCGCAUAGGGAUCUCCGCUAGAGAGGUGUGUGGACGGUAGUGAAACUGGGCCCCAGAAAGAAAAGUUUAGUAAAUGUAAGAAUAAUUUGGUAAGUCAAACUCUAGAUUGAUUGCACCUUGGUACAUUUAUUACGAAUGCCGGGUUGGCAGCUAUAAAAUAGUCACUAUGUAAUAUUUAAUUAUCAGGAGUUCUGCAAAUCCCAUCAUAACAUGCGAGUCUUGGUGAAUCAUUUGUCUUUAAUUGGCUUAAUGAGGAACAACCUAAACAAAAUAAUGUUCAGAAUAGUUUUAAAUGUAAAAAUUCUGGCUAAUAUAGCUGAGUGGGGCAAUAUUUCUAUACCAGCGUUUUUUUUACCUUAAUUUUGCAAUUUCGUUCUCUUUUGUUUUUAGUGAAUUAAGCUCCUAGUGUAUUUGUUUAAAAGUGUUCUGUAGGUUCUAAUAUUUAAUUUUGUUCUGUUGUGUUGGUACUUUUUAAAUCCUCUGCUUGCAGUCCAUCUGAUAAGCGUAGGAACUGGAUAAGCCUGAGUAAGAUACCCAAAAUGCUUUAGCCUGUAGCUUUAUCCCUUUGUGAAUACAUCUCAUGGUUCACUGCAUCACGAAACGUUCAAUGAAUCUAACUCUGUCUGUUCUAGUUUGGAAGAGGCUGUUUUGGUAUGAGUGAACACAGUAAAUGCAGCUUUUGAAUGUUGGGUUACAUUUUCAUGUAUUUUGAAAGAAAACAAUUAUAUAAUUGAAAUGCUCUAAGCUUGCAGCUUCACCUUUUAAAGUGAAUGUGUCGGCUUUUAAUUUUUUUUUUUUUUUUUUUUAAAUCUCAUUUUAUAAUUCUGUCAGGAGUACAGAACUAUUGUGAAAACCGUAACAUUUCUAGGUUUGCUUCCUUUCAAGCCAGUUGCGCAAAACUGAUUAACAACCAUCUCUAUUAACAAACAAAGCUGGUAGGGUGACUUUUUUUUUUUUUUUUAAACCCCUUCUACUCUGAGGAAGGUUCCUCUUCAACCCUUAAAGAGACACUACAGUCACCUAUCACAAUCAAGUGGUCUGGGUGUCCUGUAUCCCCUAUUAUAACCUUGUCACUGAAAACACUGCUGUCCUGCAAAACCACAAUGUUUUCAUUGCAGCGUUUAAACUCCUCUAGUGGUUAUGAUAGGAAAAUUUUUUGCUAUUGCUAUCACAUGGUCUCAGAGAGACCAUCGCGGCAUGUUUUGGCAUAUGCACACUAGCCUCUCAACGCUUUUCUUACGUGGCGGAACUUCCCCUCAGAGGCCGGUGCUGCAACGGACAAAAGGUAACUAAAAUACCUUUUUAAUUUUUUAUUUCAUUCCCUGCCGGUAGGGCCUAAACCGCAUUGUAUUCCUAACUCUAUAGUGUUUGAGAUGCAUUAAUUAACAAGCCGAUUACCCAGUCUGGAAGCGCUCUUAUUCAUUAUGGAAAUUAUAAUUUUAAAAAUAUGCCGGAAAAUGUAACAUAAAUUUAAAUAAAAAAAACACCCACUACUUGGAAUAUCCCUUAUGGGGUGGUAUCUUCAAACAGGAAAUCACACUGUUAAUGCUUAUUAAAUGGUAUCUUACUGGUACGCUGACAACAGGAUCCUAAUUAGCCCCACUGCUCCUUUAUAUGCCUAGUCACCAUAAAGUGUAUGAUAUGGAUAGUUGUACAAUUUGUUUAAAUUCAACUUGCUCCUAAAGUAAUAUGUAAAGACUAUACUCAUUAGGCGUAAGGUGUUUUUAAAAAAUUACACAACGCAACUAUCUGUGUCAAACACAUAACAGAGACGGGUAGGGAAGGAGGAGCAAGGCUGUCUAGGUGCCUGUUAAGGGACUUGGUUACUGCUAACAGUCCAUGGGUUAGGGGGUACAGCACAGCAUCUACUUUCAUCCCAGGAGCUGUAGAGUAAAAUUCAAUGGCAUGUCACCUACUAUGCAUUAGAACAGGAAUGUUAAAGGGACUCUCCAGUGCCAGGAAAACAAUCCGUUUUCCUGGCACUGCAGGUCCCCUCUCCCUCCCACCUCCCAUCCCCGGUUGCUGAAGGGGUGGAAACCCAUUCAGUUACUUACCAAAGUCAGCGACAAUGUCUCUUGUUGCUGCUUCCGCCGCCGCUCCUCCCCUUCAUCACGUCAGCCAGCGGGGGAGAUUGAUCACGCCCGCCGGCUGAGGAGACAAUGCGCAUGCGCGGCAAUGCCGGUAGAGCUCUCCAUAGGAAAGCAUUAAAAAAGCUUUUCAAUGCUUUCCUAUGGGGAUUUUAGCGACGCUGGAGGUCAUCACAUAGCGUGAGAACGUCCAGCGACGCUCUAGCACACCUGUGCUAGAAUCCCGGAAUUGCCCUCUAGUGGCUGUCUAGUAGACAGCCACUAGAGGAGGAGUUAACCCUGCAAUGUAAUUUUGGCAGUUUAUGAAAACUGCAAUAAUUACAGUUGCAGGGUUAAGGGUAGUGGGAAUUGGCACCCAGACCACUCCAAUGGGCAGAAGUGGUCUGGAGUGUCCCCCUUAACAAGUUUUUUUAAUUGUUGUUUUUUCAGUACUCCUAAAAGGCAUCGGUCUGUUUUAGCAUCUUUGGCAGUCAGUCUUGGCAAGCAUUUUAACCCAGUUUUUACUAUAGAGAACUGCAUUUCCUUGAAUGUGUACUAUAAUCAUUAUAGUACCCUGACUGAGUAUGUCAGGGAAGAUAUAGGGAUUUAUUUAGAAAACAUUAUUUAAAGGGACACUCCACUGCCCAAUUCAAAAAUAAAAAUAAAUCACUGUUUUAAUAGAUACACCCCCAAUGAAAACCUGUAUUUAACUAUGGAUCGUUCAUUUGGUGUAUGUCUAAACAAACUGCUUACAAUAGCUGCAGAUCUUUUGUAAGCCUUCCUCUUCUUCCAAAGCCCAGAUUUUCUGUGGCUGUCCAAUCACAGACUUCACAAUGCAGAUCAAUGAGAAAUCUUUGCCAGAGAGGUGCUCUAAGCAGUUGCCUGUCUCUUGAGUAUAGCUGAGCUAAACAACCAGUAAAUAACAUGGCUGGUUUUCUGACUGACAGCUGGGGUGUAACAAGGUUAAUUUUUAUUUUAUUUUUGUUUAAAUCUGCAUCAUUUUGUAACCUGAAAAAAGAGAACACACUGUACAUACAUAAAACAUUUUAGCAGUCUGGAAAGCCCCUUUAAUUGUGAACUUUCAGCAGUAAUAGAUUGUGGUUGUUGGGGGAGGGGGGGGGGGUAGAGAUUGCAAGUAUCCAAUACACUAGCAUUCAGUGCAGAUAGGAGAGCAUAGAGCAAGUAGAGUAGUUUGCUGAGCCUCGGACACCUUUUCCUUUUAAAGAUUCUACAUUCUCUAUUGUGCCUGUCAUCUAGCCUUUACAGAGCUCCCAAAACCUCACAUGCUAGAGUCAACUUGCAAUAUCCCCGCACUGUUUGCCCACUUCAAUCUGUUCUACACAAAUACUGAAAACACAAAAUCUCCCACACGCUAUCUUCAGUGCUGAAGACUUUAAGGCCUGUAUCAAGGCAAAUACUUAUUUUGCAUCUAGAUUGUUGGGUGGCCCUUGCUCUUAUCCACAGUGCUCCAUAUGACACUAGAAGACACUGGUGUGCAAAGAAUUACUCUGCGGAUCCACAGAAUUACUUUUCCUGAUCAUAAUUAUGUGAUGCAUCACCUCUGGUUACUUAAAGAACAUGUGUAGAAGUGUCAAAACACAAAGUAGCAAUAGUUUUUUUUUUUUUGUUGUUUUUUUUUUUUAAGAUAUGAAAAUACAGCCUUUAAAUAUGACAUGUUUUUGCAAAUUCAAACAAGGUAUAUUUGUUAAAACGUUAAUACAAUUGCAAUGUUGCUUUAAAUGGCAAAGAAAAAUUGCGAAUACAUUACAAGGGAGCGACUGGGCCACAAAGCCUAUUUAUCAUGCUUACAUAGGUAAUACCUAGGAAAUUAAAAAAUGGUUAUUUUUUGUGUCUGUUACAAGAUUCUCAUCUGUACAGGUGGAAGUGUAAUUUAUUGUUAUUUUUAAUGAUGGUCAAACCUGAAGAAAAUAAUAAAGAAUAUUGUUACAAACCUGUACUAAUUGUUUCUUGAUGUCUAUUCAUACGAUGUAUUGUUCAUUUAAAGGAACACUAUAGUCACCUAAAUUACUUUAGCUAAAUAAAGCAGUUUUAGUGUAUAGAGCAUUCCCCUGCAAUUUCACUGCUC
This is a messenger RNA of Pelobates cultripes (western spadefoot toad), 17620 nucleotides long. The record is from the annotation of a GenBank genome assembly. Lineage: Eukaryota; Metazoa; Chordata; Amphibia; Anura; Pelobatidae.